AACAUUUAUAAAUAAAAGUGCAAGGAAUCUGUUGCUAAAACAAUGGUGCUUCGUAGAUCGUUCAGUCAACUAGUAUCAAACUAAAUCGUUUCUAAAAUGAAUACUAAAUUCUCCAUGCUAUUUUUGCUCGUUGUUUGCAUUGCUGCUUUGGUGUCGGCGAAGCCACCAAUAGACCACACCAGCUGCGGCGAACAUGAGGAAUUCACAACCUGUGGCAGCGCUUGUCCACCCCGUUGUGUAGAAAGAUUUGCGCCUUGCACCCUACAAUGCAUUGUUGGCUGUCAAUGUAAACGUGGUUAUGUGUUGAAUAAGGCAAACAAAUGUGUGCUGAAAAGGAAUUGUUGAGUGACCAAUGGUGAUGAAAAAUAAUGUGUAAUAACAAAUAAAUAAAAUUAAAAUAUAAUUCUUGUUUCAAAGUUUCAAUGAAAAGAAAUCUCGCUAUUCCUUUUUCUGCUGAAUCCAAUAAUAUAAUAAAUUUUAAAUGGGUUCUAUGCAAUGAA
Zeugodacus cucurbitae (melon fly) is the source of this 500-nucleotide messenger RNA. RefSeq names its product chymotrypsin inhibitor-like. The transcript has 2 exons. Bases 97 to 345 code for a protein of 82 amino acids. The record is from RefSeq and is a predicted model, not a curated record. Lineage: Eukaryota; Metazoa; Arthropoda; Insecta; Diptera; Tephritidae.